GUACGAGUCAGAGCCUGGAGUUUUGGGCCAGACCGCGGGGAGGAACUGGGGCGCAGGUGACUGCGCGGUUAUGAGAUGUGCACACAGGAGGCUCUCCAGGCGCAGAGGAGCCAGCUGGUGGAGCUGCUGGUCUCGGGGUCCCUGGAGGGCUUCGAGAGCAUCCUGGACUGGCUGCUUUCCUGGGAAGUCCUCUCCUGGGAAGACUACGAGGGCCUCAGCCUCCUGGGCCAACCCCUCUCCCAGUUGGCCAGGCGCCUCCUGGACACUGUCUGGAAUAAGGGUGCUUGGGGCUGUGAACAGCUCAUUGCAGCUGUCCGGGAGGCCCAGACCGGCUGUCAGGCUCCGGAGCUUUCCUGCCGCUGGGAUCCCCACUCACCCCACCCAGCGCAUGACCUGCAGAGUCACCGGCCCGCCAUCGUCAGGAGACUCUACAGCCACGUGGAGGGCGUGCUGGACCUGGCACAGGAGCGGGGUUUCAUCAGCCGGUAUGAAUGUGAUGAAAUCAGGCUGCCUGUUUUCACGUCAUCCCAGCGGGCAAGAAGGCUGCUGGAUCUUGCGACCGUGAAGGCGAAUGGGUUGGCCGCCUUCCUUCUACGACAUGUUCAGGAAUUGCCAGUCCCGGUGGCCCUGCCUUUCAGUGAUGCCGCGUGUGAGAAGUACAUGUCCAAGCUGAGGACCACGCUAUCUGCUCAGUCUCGUUUCCUGAGCACCUAUGAUGGGGCAGACAAUCUUUGCCUGGAGGAAGUGUACACAGAGAAUGUUCUGGAAAUCCGGACAGAGCUGGGUGUGGCCGGCCCCCCACCGAAAAGCCCCGCCACCCUGGGCCUGGAGGAACUCUUCAGCACCUGUGGCCACCUCAACGACGACGCUGACACCGUGCUGGUGGUGGGCGAGGCGGGCAGCGGCAAGAGCACUUUGCUGCAGCGGGUGCACUUGCUGUGGGCCACGGGGCGCCACUUCCGGGAAUUCCUCUUCGUCUUCCCAUUCAGCUGCCGGCAGCUGCAGUGUGUGGCAAAGCCGCUGUCCGUGCAGACGCUGCUCUUUGAACACUGCUGUUGGCCCGACGUCGGCCGCCAGGACGUCUUCCAGUUCCUCCUUGACCACCCCAACCGCGUCCUCUUAACCUUCGACGGCUUCGACGAGUUCAGGUUCAGGUUCACGGAUCGUGGCGAGCGCCACUGCUCUCCGACCGACCCCACGUCGGUCCAGAAUCUGCUGUUCAACCUACUGCAGGGCAACCUGCUGAAGAACGCCCGCAAGGUGUUGACCAGCCGUCCGGACGCGGUGUCGGCUUUCCUCAGGAAGUACCUGCGCAUGGAACUCAACCUGAAGGGCUUCUCGGAAGAGGGCAUCGAACUGUACCUGAGGAAGCGCCACCGCGAGCCGGGGGUGGCCGACCGCCUCAUCCGCAUGCUCCGAGCGACCUCAGCCCUGCACGGCUUGUGCCACCUUCCCGUCAUCACGUGGAUGGUGUCCAAAUGCCACCAGGAACUGUUGCUGCAGGGCGGGGGGUCCCCAAGGACCACCACGGAUAUGUACCUGCUGAUCGUGCAGCAUUUUCUGCUGCGCGCCUCCCCGCCCGAUGCGGCCCCCCGCAGCCCGGGGUCCGGGCUGCUUCGAGGCAGGCUCCCCGCCCUUCUGCACCUCGGCUGGCUGGCCCUCUGGGGCCUGGGCAUGUGCUGCUACGUGUUCUCCUCCGGGCAGCUCCAGGCGGCACACGUCGACGGCGACGACGUCUCUCUAGGCUUCCUGGUGCGCGCCAAGAGCGUCGCGCCCGGGAGCGUCGCCCCCCUGGAAUUCCUGCACAUCACCUUCCAGUGCUUCUUCGCCGCCUUCUACCUCGUGCUCAGCGCCGACGUGCCACCGUCCUCGCUCAGACGCCUCUUCCGCUGUCACACGCCGGGCGGCUCGCUCCUGGCCAGGCUGCUGCCCGCGGCGUGCGUGCGGCGCCCGGGGCGCGAGGAGGGCGGCGUGGCGGCGUUGCUCCAGGAGGCCGAGCCGCACAACCUCCAGAUCACGGCGGCCUUCCUGGCGGGGCUGCUGUCCCGGGAGCACAGGGGCCUGCUGGCCGAGGGCCAGGCGUCUGAGAAGGCCCUGCUCCGGCGCCGGGUCUGCGCCCGGUGGUGUCUGUCGCGCAGCCUCCACAAGCACUUUCACGCCAUCCCCCCGGCCGUGCCCGGGGAGGCCAAGAGCAUGCACGCCAUGCCCGGGUUCGUCUGGCUCAGCCGGAGCCUGUACGAGAUGCAGGAGGAGCGACUGGCGCGGGAGGCCGUGCGAGGCCUGAAGGUCGGGCACCUCAAGCUGACCUUUUGCGGCGUGGGCCCCGCGGAAUGUGCCGCCCUGGCGUUUGUGCUGCGGCACCUGCGGCGGCCCGUGGCCCUGCAGCUGGACCACAACUCUGUAGGUGACGUUGGUGUGGAGCAGCUGCUGCCUUGUCUCGACGUGUGCAAGGCUCUUUACUUGCGAGAUAACAAUAUCUCAGACCGAGGCAUCUGUAAGCUCGUCGAACAUGCUCUUCACUGUGAGCAGCUGCAGAAGUUAGCUCUCUUCAACAACAAACUGACCGAUGGCUGUGCACACUCCGUGGCGAGGCUCCUUGCGUGCAGGCAGAACUUCUUGGCUUUGAGGCUGGGCAAUAACCACAUCACUGCCUCGGGAGCCCAGGUGCUGGCUGAGGGGCUCAGAGCCAACGCCUCCUUGCAGUUCUUGGGGUUCUGGGGCAACAAGGUGGGUGACGAAGGGGCCCAGGCCUUGGCUGAAGCCUUGGGUGAUCACCAGAGCUUGAGGUGGCUCAGCCUGGUGGGAAACAACAUCGGCAGUGUGGGGGCUCAAGCCUUAGCCUUAAUGUUGGAAAAGAACGUGACACUGGAAGAACUCUGCCUAGAGGAGAACCAUCUCCAGGAUGAAGGUGUGUGUUCUCUUGCCAAGGGACUUCAGAGGAAUUCAAGUUUGAAAGUCCUAAAGCUGUCCAACAACCACAUCACCUACCUUGGAGCUGAAGUCCUUCUGCAGGCCCUGGAAAGGAAUGAUACCAUCCUGGAAGUCUGGCUCCGAGGCAACACUCUCUCUCCAGAGGAGACUGAGAGGCUCAGCCAGAGGGACACCAGACUCUUGCUCUGAAGCCCGGAGGCCAACGUUCAUCUCAGUUUGUUUGUGAACAGACCGUGGGUUUGGAUCCCAGAAGCUGGAUUCCAUCUGGCAGCAGUCCAUUCACCCAGAGCCGAGUCCUGCCCGGGACAAGCACAAUAGGUCACCUUUGUUCUGGCAGAAGAAGGAGCAACCGUGCCCUUUAGAGUAACUCUUCUGCAGCCUGUUUUGCAUCCCGUUCUUCCCAAGAGUCGAUCUGUGGAAUGUAGAAGAGGAGCAGCUCCCCGCCGCCUCUGGCUGAUCCGACGUGGGUCAGUGGGGCCUAUGGAGGUUACUGCGUGCCUGGUGCUGUAGAGACCUGGACCCACAGGAGCGGCCCCCCUUCCCACCUGCCUCACAGUGAGGAGGGGGGAUUCAGGGAGCAGCUUUCUGCCAUGUUUUAACUCACGGGUUGUCGCCCAUCCAGAAGUUCCCCACAUCUGGUCCCACCCCCCAUCCUGGAUCCCUGCACGUGGCACUUCCUAUGAGGGUAAAGUUUCAGAAUAUAGGUGUUCUCAGCUUUGGUAUUUAUAGCCUCCCCCCCCCCCCCCAAACAAGCCCAGGGUGGGAAGGGCUGCAAUUCACCUGCUCUCCUUCCUGAUACUUAACACAUGAUCGAAAGGGGACACAUGACAGCCGUUCAUUCCCUAAGAUGGGCUAGAUUUUCCAAAAAAUAAGACGACACUACGGCAAAUAUCACACGCACAAUUUUUUUUUUUUUUUUUUUUUCAGCGAAGUCAAUUACUCUUCAGUUAAGCCUUUGGAAACAACUCCCCACCCAAAUGCAGCUUUUUAGAAUCAGAAUUUUGAAUAGUCCCACCAGGUCUCUGGUUGAUGCCUGUGAGUUGUGACAGCAGACCCCCGACAUGGUUCAGUGUUACGUGAUACAGAGUUAUGGAUCAAAAGUUUACAGGGGCGAAAUCAAAGACUUUUCCUUAUAAGGCAGAUGUUUUUCUGGAUUUUUCAAAAUGAUGCAUUGUUGAAGCCUCCUUAAACCAUCAGGUGCUGGUCCAAGUGUUAUUACUUAAACGUUACUUUUUGUGCAAACUGGUUACUAUUUAUAAACCACUUGGUUU
Molecule: messenger RNA, 4202 nt
Organism: Panthera uncia (snow leopard)
Lineage: Eukaryota; Metazoa; Chordata; Mammalia; Carnivora; Felidae
Gene: NOD2
Product: nucleotide binding oligomerization domain containing 2
Exons: 12
Coding region: 76-3120 (1014 amino acids)
Biological process (GO): regulation of apoptotic process
Molecular function (GO): protein binding
Source: RefSeq, a predicted model, not a curated record